CUCGCCUCCUGCCUGGCCCUGCCCCGGCAGGGCGGCGGCCAGCCCUACCUGCGGCUGCGGCCCUCCCCCAGCGACAAUCUGCCCGUCAAGGACAUCAUCGAGCACCCCGACCCCGACUACGACCCCAAGGAGCAGGACCUGGACGAGCGGACUCUGAGGAAGAAGCUGGGCAGCCACUUCGACCCCGGCUUCAUGGCGGUGGUGGCCCCGGCUCAGCUGAACCUCUCCAGCCCCGACCCCCUGCACAGGUUCAAGGUGUCGGGGCCGCUGCCCGGCGAGCUGAAGAAGCUGGACCUGGGCGAGGCGCCCUACGGGGCCCGCAUCAAGAUGGGCAAGAAAGCCCGGAGGAAGUUCCUGCAGUGGCUCUGGGCCUACACAUACUGCCCCGUGGUCUACGCCUGGAAGGACUUGGGCCUCCGCUUCUGGCCCCGCUACAUCAAGGAGGGGCACUGCUUCACAGAGAAGUCCUGCUCCUUCCCUGAGGGCAUGUACUGCAAGCCUGUCAAGUCGGUCACCAAGACCUUUCUGAGGUGGCACUGCCAGGGCUGGUCCACACAGAAGUACUGCACCUGGAUCCCUGUGCAGUACCCGGUCAUCUCAGAGUGCAAGUGCUCCUGCUGACCCCAACGGGGUGGCCUGCCCCAGCAGCGGGGCACGUGGGCGAGCCCUGGGGCCCAGCGCCAUGGCUUGGGCAUCUCGGAGUGCCAGAGCUGUUACGCAGCCUCUCCUGGGCCCCAGCUUGGCACCUGGGGAUGGAUCUCAGAGUGCCAGCGCAUGUGUGUGACCUCUCCUGGGCACCAGCUACAGCUGCGGGUUAUCCCCACUGCCCUGGAGUCCAGACCCACGGCUCAGUUCAGGCAUCUCAGAGUGUCAUUGCUCCCAUAUGACCUCACCUGGAUCCCAGUUGAGCACCUGGGGAUGGAUCUGAGUGCCACUGUUUAAC
Alligator sinensis (Chinese alligator) is the source of this 943-nucleotide messenger RNA. Its product is annotated as noggin-2-like. Gene Ontology annotation, biological process: negative regulation of cell differentiation; osteoblast differentiation; negative regulation of BMP signaling pathway. The annotation marks the transcript as partial. The record is from RefSeq and is a predicted model, not a curated record. The transcript has a single exon. NCBI's taxonomy places the organism in Eukaryota, Metazoa, Chordata, Crocodylia, Alligatoridae.